AUGAUAUCUAGGUUUGCACGUAUACCUGCUAGAUCAUUAGGUAUCCAAAAAUACCGAUAUGCGUCUACGAAUCAUUCUCUAUCUAAUUUGUAUAAGCAAAUAUCUCAACAUGGCCAAAUAGAUCAGAGUCAACUCACAAAAAUCAAUGACAUUGUAAAAAAUUCACAAAGUAAUUUUGAACAAAACCAGAAACAAGAGGAUAUAGACUCUAUUCAUGAUUUGAUCAAGCUCGUCAAGUCUCAUGGAGAAUUGAAAAAUAUUGAAAAAUCUGAUAUAAUUAAUAAUUUACUUUCAUAUGGUCUCAAACAUGAUUUUUCAUUGUAUCACACAGCGAAGAAAAUCGAGAGCCAUAAAUGGUCAUCUGAUGCAUUAACUAGUCUUAUUGACUCAAACCCAGGUAGAGUAGAUCAGUCUUGGGAUUUGUAUUUAAGACACGGUAAAGAUAUCGAAAACGAUACGCUCUAUUCUAAGAUUUUGGAGAAAUUGUUGUUAGGCGAAAAAAUUGAAAUCAGCGAUAAUGAGUUUGAAAUUGAUAUUGGUAAGCUAGCUAAGUCAUUAGCUCUUGUUGAUAAGUUAAGCUCUCCAGAAGAUAGUGGUCAAAUAGAGAAUCUAUUAAAAGGUUUAAUUGACCUAAAAGUGCUUUCAGGUCUUUCAUUAAGUGGCUUAAAGAAUGGAUCCAUUGAAACUAAAUUAAUGCAAAUGGAUUUAGAUAGCUUGUCAUUUUUAAAGAUUUUCAGCAUGAUUUUCUAUGAAAACCCUGAUAUAUUAGCGAAGGAAGCAUUAUGUAAAGCGCUUACGAUUUCUCAUCAAUUAGACGAAAAUUUGGUCAAUGAAGAUAAUGAUAUUGAAAGUAAGAACUUUCAAAUGUUGCGUGAUGAAUAUUCGAAGAUUUCUCAGGUCAAUGAAGUAGAAUACAGUGAGUUUAAUCAUGACUCGAUAAUUAAGUUACGUAAAGAUUUACUUUCGUAUAUUGAAGAAAAUAGGUUAGAUAUGGAUAAAACACCAGAAUCCAUUCUUAUUAGAAUGAAAUUAAUUGAGACUUACGGCAUGGAUACUAAUGAUAUCAAAUUGGCAUUGGCAAAAUAUCACACUUACCAAACGCAUGAGAAAUUUGGUAUUGAAUUUAUUCAGCAUAAGCUAAUCCAAUCCUUUUGCUACCAGGCUAUAAGGGAAAGCAAUGAGCAUUAUUUGAAAAUAGCUGAAACAUUGCUUACUGUCGAAAAUAUUCCAAUUAAGGUGUUGCAAUGUUACAUAUUAGCAAAUUCUGAAUUCAACAUCGACAAAUCCUUAGACGUCUACAACGAUUAUAUUCAAAACGUUUCUCAAUCCAUCAAUGAACAUAGUGGAAGAUCACCAUCGGGAUUAAUGACUGAGUCAUUAAUGUUAUGUAAUUUAUAUCAUAACGACAGAGAAUUUGCCUACUUACUAUUUGAUAAAGCGGUUGCGAAUGGCAUAUUGUCUGACGAACAUGAAAUUUCCAUAAUCAAGAAAUUAUUCAAGGUUUACGGUGACUCAUUUGUUGAAGACAAUUGGGAUUGCGCAAAGCCUAUUUUGAAGAAGUACGUCUUAAACUCUAUUAGGUCCUUGUAA
Debaryomyces fabryi is the source of this 1590-nucleotide messenger RNA. RefSeq lists its product as uncharacterized. The transcript has a single exon. The record is from RefSeq and is a predicted model, not a curated record. Bases 1 to 1590 code for a protein of 529 amino acids. NCBI's taxonomy places the organism in Eukaryota, Fungi, Ascomycota, Pichiomycetes, Serinales, Debaryomycetaceae.